AUGCCACGUAGAUUCCGGAUAGUAGUAAGUUGGAAAUCCGCUCUUAACCAUCAUCAAAUCUUACGAAUUAAGGACUGGAUACUUUUGAUCGUCAUCUUGUUCGCAGUUUACACAAUUCUCAAUUACGAUGGUAUAUAUUUUUAAACAUUAGAGCUCACAAUAUCAUUAAAUUCAGGCGAUGGAAGUCAGGAAAGUACGAGUUUGGGAGCGGUGAGGCCGAGUUGGAAUAAGGAGGAUAUCCGGGAGAUGUGUCAGUUUUUGGAGCAAGAAGUGACCGGAGAGGAGGGUGACCAGUGGGUCAAGGUGAGAAAAUCGAUAGUCAUCUGAGAGAGAGGAGAGGGGGUACAUGUGAGAAGCCUGUGCGUAUUCAGCUUUCCGAAGCAUUUUGAUGUUUCUGCUUCUUAUCUUCUUUUCAGUUUGAAAUGAAAAAUUUACAAUCCACGAAAAAAAGUGAAAGUUUCACCGUGUUGAAAAACCUGAUUUCGCGAAUUUCGCCCCGUCGUGUCCGCGUUGAAAUUCGCCAGUUUUCCAGGGAAACGACUAUGAAAAAAACAACUACGACUACGCGGAAUCACUGUCGUUUUUCAGACACGGAGAACGGUCAGUUUCCAUCAAUUUAUGAAGUAUCUUUACCGCUCCUUUUUCCUUUCAAGAUCUCCAGUUUCAAAAAGUCAACGAUGAAAUCGGAUGUCUUCCUCAUCGCGACGUCGAUCGAAAAGCCUUUGUGGCGUACAAAGAACUGGCGGAAAGCGACGAGCUUCUGGCGUUUUUGAAGGUCGAUCCGAGACUCAACGAAUUUCCAAGAGUGCCUGAAGAGUAACCAUACCUUCGAUUAAUUGCUCCUAAACAUUUUUUUAGUUUUUCAGUGCAAAGUGCAUCAGCGGAAUGUUGACUGCGGAAGGAGCUCUUCAGCAUCUCAAACUCGGUAGAUACUUCAGACAUCGAUACGAGAGGACGCAGUUGUUCUCCGCAGGUAACACAAACAGGUCUUGAGCCAAAUCACCUUUGGUUCAUUCAGAAAAACCAGCGAAUAGUGACCGAUGUGAUCACGAGCAAGUACAACCGAACAGUGCAAUCCGCUCUCGCCUUCUCCACCGAGUUCCUCUACAAGCAACGGACUCUUCUGGCGCCGAUCCAGAUAAAAGCGUCCAACUUCUCCUAUCACUGUCUGGACGAUUACUGUGCUUGCAAGCAGCAUAAAGCGAUACGGAAGAUGUACGAGAAAGAGCAUCUGCAGGAGUUCUAUCACAUGAAGUCGGAUUCGGUGGCGGACGAAGAGAAAAAGCUGCUCUCCUUUUCCGAGUUCUCCUCCUCUUUCGAUCCGUUCCAAAUGAUCGACGUCGGACUCGGACGGUUCAUUUGCAGACGGAAGACGUUGCCGUGCCAUGAGAACGAGUGUCUCACUUUCGAUUCGUUCAACAAAAUGAUCAAUUUGACGACGCUACGUGGCAGUCGGAUGUUCGACGAUCGGAUCGGAGUGGCCAGAAGGCUGCAGAGCAUCGAGGCAUACACCAUUCUCACGUAUCUCAGGGACUCUGUGGCCAAGAUUCGCAAGUUCCCGCAUUCGAAUUAUGUGCAGGUGAGUGGGAAUAUGGUACAUCAUGACGUCACCUCUCUUCAGAUAUUCUCCGGCCACGACGUCACAGUCGGUCCUAUUCUGCGAGUGCUCGGAGUUCCGUUCGUCGAUCCGCCCCACUACACUUCCCGAAUCGUCUUCGAGAUUUACGAGCACUCCGAUGAGGGAAUCUUCAUCCGAUUACUGUAUAAUGGAAGGAAUAGAACUUACGACGUCCGAUUCUGCCAUGUAAUCCCUUCCGUAUUGUCUUCUCAAUUGAAACUACCGUGUUCAGGGUGACAACCUCAAGUACGGUAUGUGCAAAGCGUCGGCGUUCGAGCAUUUCGCCAAGGACGGAUUGUUCAAGCUGGCGGGAGUGUCUGAAUUCAAAGAGUUGUGUUAUGUAUGAUAGGGGUCUUUAACAUAUUUAUAUCAAGGGAAAAACAUACGAGUUUUUUGGUACAUUCUUUGUAAAUUUGCUAGUACACAUUAUGAAUCUAUUUGUCUGUCUCUUCCUCUUUUCCGAAUAAUUUGUGAUCGAUAGCGGAACGGAGCGAGAGCGCGGCGGAAUCAGAGGUGAGCGAGGGAGGAGGCAAAAAAAGCCAUUUAUAUGCAUCGAUUAUUAUUGUAGACGCCCCCGCCCUACACGUUCCGUUUUUUUGUGGAAAUGAACUGGGCAGCUCGUGGCGCACUGGCCACUAGACUCGGCAAUAAAAUAUGGUUUACAAAGAAAAGCGGAGAAGAGCCCGAAGAGCCGAAGAAGGAGGAAGUGUGAGUGGAAACGGAAGAGUCCCACGGGUUAUGAUCCUUUCGUUUUAGCAUCGUCCGAUCGAUGGAGGAAGACGCUAAAGAUGAGGAUGGCUGGUGGGCGGAGCUGAAAGAAUUCUGCGGAGCCCACGCCAUCGAGGUGAAUCUUACCUUUUCACCUUUCCCUUACCUUUUCAUAUUUUCAUUCAACAAAAGGUUUUCAGUGCUCGGCGUUCGCACUAUUCCUGUUCUUCUGCAUAUUUUGCGUCUUCAAUGCUUUCGGUAAGUCGCCACACCACUUCCCUUCCGUUUUUACAUUUCGGAGCAGUUUUCUCAUUUUCAGGAUUCAUCGGCUCAAACGAUUUGUCUCUUCGCUCGGAACACUACAAACAAUUCGUCGCCAACCUCUGCCAGUUUCCUGAAAAUCGUGAUUUGAAAGGAUCGGAGGGACAGACCACCCAUCCGAAUGCCACGUUGAUAUCCCUUCUUGCCGUGGUACGGCAUGGAGAUCGGUACGAAGUGCAGAAAGAGAAUACGACGGGGUGUCAGGAGCUGAACGAGCAAGAGAGCCAGGAGUUUGAGCAGUACCUGACGGCAGCGAAAAGAAUUGAUCUGACGAAGAUAUUGUCAAUGACACCAGAGUUGGAGAAACUGCAGAAACUGCCAGACAGAGAAGUUUGUGAAGCCAAGGCACUGACCCCGAGGGGAGCAAUCCAAGAGUUCGCACUGGGAAAGUACCUGUUUGAAAAGUACAAAAACACGAAACUAUUCAGUGAGUUAUCAUGCUCGGCUUUUCCUUUCAUACCGUACCUUCCAGACACUUCACAAAGCGCCAUAAACAUCUCAAUAAUUGCGACCCAAAUGCAAAGGACAGUGGCUUCUGGAGUAGCUCUUCUGGGCGGAAUUCUCGAUCAGAACGGGACAAAGUUCACGACGCCGAUCACUUUCAAAUCGGGACUCGUGGGAUGCACUGAUGCGGAGUGCGAUUGCGAUGAGAACUUUGGAAUCAUGUACGAUUUGGUUGGAAAGGUCUGUAAAUAUAUUUCCCAAAUGGCAGAAAUUGGGGAUUGUAGGAAAGAGAAGGACUGUUUCGGUUGGAAGCGAGCAGUCAUUUGAGAAGAUUGGCCGAAGCGAUAGUGGAAAACAACACGAUCGGAAUGGAAGAACCGUCGGUGGAUCCGAACCAAAUACUCGAUUACCUGGUGGCCGGCCUCGUCUGCCAACGGGAACCGCUCCCGUGUCCGGACGAAAGACACUGUGUCUCUUACCCUUUCAUCGGAGAAGUGAGCCAUCGUUCAACGGUUUUAUCGAUUGUCUGACCUUUUGCAGUUGAUUGAGUAUUCUGUCAAAUUGAGCAAGAACAUGUUCGAGUUGGACAUGGGAAUCGAGAAACAGUACAGAGUGAUCACUGCUUUUUCCGAUCUUGAGAAGUUUGGCGUUGAUGGUGGAGAGGAACGAGAAAGAAGUGCAGCUGUUCUCAUCUCACGAUCACGUCAUCGUCUCGGUCCUUCGCGUUCUGACUCUCUCGGGCAAUUACAGCGAAUUCCAAGUCUACACCGCCCGUCUCGUCUUCGAGAUUUACGAGACCACCGACGGAUCCCGGCUGUUCCGUGUGCUUUACAAUGGAGAAGACGCCACGUCUUCUGUGAAGUUCUGUGAGCAACUGGAGUACGGAUUGUGCUCGGUUGCUCAGCUGCAGAAGUUCAUUGCCAAGGACAUCUUCGGGAUCGCUGGAUUCAAGAGCUUCAAUGAUACCUGUUACUCCAACUUCUAA
Messenger RNA from Caenorhabditis sp. 36 PRJEB53466, 4076 nucleotides. The record is from the annotation of a GenBank genome assembly. Lineage: Eukaryota; Metazoa; Nematoda; Chromadorea; Rhabditida; Rhabditidae.